Molecule: messenger RNA, 927 nt
Organism: Vicia villosa (hairy vetch)
Lineage: Eukaryota; Viridiplantae; Streptophyta; Magnoliopsida; Fabales; Fabaceae
Exons: 8
Coding region: 1-927 (308 amino acids)
Biological process (GO): proteolysis
Molecular function (GO): deNEDDylase activity; cysteine-type peptidase activity
Source: RefSeq, a predicted model, not a curated record
AUGAAAAAAUAUGAUUCGAAUUCUGUUGCAUCACAAAAGGAGGUACCUGCUCUAGAGUCACAACAAAUGACCCAGAAAAUUAGUAGCGUACCCAACAAGAAAAGGGAUCUUCCAAGAACCGUGGAAAGAAAACCUUUUGUACCUCGAUUCCGGAUGUGUCUUGAAACACUUGUGGGAACUUCAUAUUUGAUGAAUGGUGCUACUCGUCAGAUGGAUAUGGAGGAGGGAAUAUUUGGUUUUUCUUGCUCCGAAACAAUUGCCAAAGAGGAAAUGGAACAGAUUUUUCAGCAUACAGAAUUAGGCAUCAGUGUUGUACACUCAUACAUCCGUGUAAACGAAGCGUCAAUUGUUCAGGAUCCAGAUUCACUGAGAUAUCACUUAGUUGAGAGAUUUAUGGCCAUCAAUACAAAAAGCUUGUAUCUUUUACCGUAUAAUAUUAUUCCUGUGGGACGUCACUGGCUGUUGGUUGUUAUUGAUCGUUUCAAAGAAGUGGUGUAUUAUCAGAAUUCGGUAGAUGGUGAGUGGAAAAAUUAUCCAGAUAUGAAAUCAAUACAAAUAUUCCGCUCUCAAAGAAAAGCUCGAGUAUCACGGUCUAGAUCAAGCAACAUUACAUGGAUCAAAGUGGAGUGUGCUCAACAGCGUAACAAUAUAGAUUGCGGAUACUUUGUUUUGAGGUUUAUGAAAGAAAUCCUUCAUUUGAAUCUAAUAGAGAUUCUAAUCACGUACUUUGAUGAAUACAAGUGUGCUCUUUUCACGAAAAAUCAAUUGGAAGAAAUCAAGGAGGAAUUGUGUGAAUACUUUAUUGACUGUCCGCUCGUUAGAUUUUGGCAAUUUCGGGUUGAUUUUGUUAGGGCUGAUUUAGUUAUUGUUAGGCCGGAUGACUUUGUUAUUGUUAGGGCUGAUUUUGGUUCUAUUGCAAACAUGUGA